Penaeus vannamei (Pacific white shrimp) is the source of this 463-nucleotide messenger RNA. The record is from RefSeq and is a predicted model, not a curated record. Lineage: Eukaryota; Metazoa; Arthropoda; Malacostraca; Decapoda; Penaeidae.
ACACACACAUACAAUAUUACAGAUUUGUUCGUGUGUGUAUGUGUGUGUUCAUGUACAUACGGAUAUAUCACAUGCGAGUAACCGCUUUGAGAGAAGCUCUUUGUCAGACGAGUUCGGGGAACCACAAAUGGCGGCGAAUGAAGAAAUUAUCGAAGAAAUUCUGACCUGCAGUAGUUCUGCGAAUGAAGAGGAGAUUGUGCACAUAAUCCAAAGUAGCGAAGAUCAAGAUGCACCUCAGGAAACAGGUCUUACACAGGAGGAAAGGGAGAGCCAAGAGCAUAAGGAACUUGUGUUUUGGGUACCAGCCUUGUUGAUGGUAGGGAGGGAACAACAAAGGAUAACAGUAACACAGGAAGAGUUAAAGAGGAGAGUUGCUCCACCUGAAUGCUUAAGACACGGACAACCAGAACUCUUCCUCGAAUCAAGGUUGAGGUUGUCAAAAUCAGCUGAGUACUGCCAUUGA